AUGUCGUACCCUAUCGAAACAAAUAAUAUAACAGGUCAGAAAUAUAUUGUGGAUGUAACACGCCGUCGUAGUAUUUGUUCAGUAGAUGGUUGUAUGUCUCAAGCUCAACGAAAUUCGCUUUGUACAAAACAUUUACGCUCGUAUGAUCGAACAAAACUUGCUAAUAGAACAGUUAAUAGUAAAACUUGUCAAAAUUUACGAAAUCAACAAUGUUCAAUGAAAAAGAAACGGUCGAGUAUUAAUCAAUGGUCCAAAUCUUCCACAAACCAGUUAUCUAACGAUAAAUCAAAUAUUAAUGUUAAUCAAAUUAAAGAAAUUUUCUCUGAAUUUCAACAUUGUUUAGGACAAAACUUAAAUGCUGAAACAUUUCCUGAAACUAAACAAUUAAGUUUAGAAAUUGAUGCUGAUACAAUAUCUGAAAAUUCCAUUGAAUAUGAUUACACUAAUCCAUCAUCGUUACUUCCAACAAAGCAUAUUGAACAUCGACAUGUAUCAAUCGCAACUAUUUACUUACUAGAUGAACAAUGGCAUCAACUUGAUUUAUUUAUCAAACAUUUUUCUCAAUAUGCCUCACUUUCGAAUAAUCUGGCUGUUAAUUCAUCAACUACACAUUUAGUUGUUGAUGAUUCUUCUCACCCACUUCAAUGUACGUUGUCGAAAAAGAUUUUUCAAGCUGUUGCUCGACGUAUAUUCAUCGUUUCAAUACGCUGGAUUGAAGAAUGCUUAAUGAGAAACAAAAUCAUUGAUGAAACUCCAUUUGAAAUUCACGGUGAUGCAACAAUGUCAACUAUGCAUCUAGCUCGACAGAACUCUAUUGUUCCAUUAUUUUCAUCAUCAGUAUCAUUUGCCAUUGAUUGUGCAUCAUUUCAAAAAGCAUUAACUCGUAAUGAAUUAGCUGAAUUAGUUAUAUUAAGUGGUGCAACAUUAUUCAAUUCUGAACAACUGUCAACACGAGACCAAUCGAAAACUCUUCUUGUACUUGCUGAUGCCAUAGCUGAUCGCCACCAAUUAGAAAAUAAAUAUAAAUCAUGUCAUAUGAAUGUAAAAUUUCUUACACCGGGAUUUUUACUCAAAUCUAUAAUUUAUCAUCAACAACAACCAUUUGAAGAUUUUGAACUCUAG
Molecule: messenger RNA, 1122 nt
Organism: Rotaria socialis
Lineage: Eukaryota; Metazoa; Rotifera; Eurotatoria; Philodinida; Philodinidae
Source: the annotation of a GenBank genome assembly